AUGUCUUGCGAAUACUGCACGGGCUUCACCAAACUUCUCGGGGGGCCAUUUGCAGAUGACCAUUACAACCACGCUCCGAGCAUCCAGGCGCUCCAGAAGUCCGCCGAUGAUGGGUGUCAGCUCUGCGCGCUCAUCAUCGGCGAGUUCGAACACACCGGUGAACUCCAAUAUAUGUUGGAAGAUUCCAAUGAUGGAUAUCCGACCGUAGUUCAAUUUGUCGGGCGGACAGCGGAAGGGCUCUUACAUUAUCAGCAAAAUCCCUUCUGGAGAGAAUUGACAGGCCUCCAGGUGUACUGCGGCGCGGAUGGCCGCAACGAUCAGUGGUCCUGCUCAUUGUGCUUGUAUACACAGCCAGACGAUGAAUCUGCUCGGUCUAAUAUCAUUGCUGGACGAUCCGUCGAGCAGAACUCUGGCUCUGAAAAAAGUCUUGAUCUACUGCGUGACUGGGAGUAUGAGUGCCGAACCAACCAUCCUGGAUGCAACCUACAGUUCACAGAUGUCGCACUUUCAUCUGACUAUACAAACCAUCAAGCAGAGCCAGAGGAAGCUCCGCCGUCCAAGGGCCCGAAGUUGCCUUCGCGGGUGGUGAAGGUGGACGAGCAACGGCCCAGACUCUAUGUUGCUGAAGACGGCGAGAUUGAGAAAUACCUUACUCUCAGCCAUUGCUGGGGCAAGACUCAGCCUUUCAUAACCGUAAAAGAGACAUUCGCUGCCAGAGAAGCCGGUUUCGACCUGGAGGACCUACCUAAAACGUUUCGAGAUGCGAUUACCGUAACCCGAAAACUAGGUUAUCAGUAUAUCUGGAUAGACUCAAUAUGUAUCAUUCAAGACGACUCACGAGACUGGCAGAUUGAAUCAGCUAAGAUGGCUCAAAUAUAUCAAAACUCUUGUCUCACGAUUGCCGCCACAGCUUCGCCAGAUGGAUCAAAGGGGUGCUUCUUCGACCGGGGACCAGAUCAUGCGAUUGAAAUUCGAUACACACCACGCGCACUAUCGGAUACGGACACCAGUCAGGCGACGUCCGCUCACUUUGAGAGCCUUCAGCUGAGUGGCAGUGGUGGAGAAGCGAUUGAAACUGCCACAUUUCGUGCCUGUUUUGUAGGAAUAUACGUGGUCGACCCUCUGCGGAAGUCCCCCCUAAAUAGCCGCGGCUGGGUAGUCCAGGAACGCAUGCUCUCUCGCCGUUUGAUCCACUUCGCCUCCGACCAGCUCUUCUGGGAAUGCCAAACCGUGUUCCGCUCCGAGGGCGGUGAAUAUAACCGCAUCAUUCCUGACCACAUCCACGACCGCCUUACCCAGAACCUCCGAAUUCUCGAGUUCUUUGGCCCGGAACCUCACCGCGGCCAUCCCGCUUUCUCGUGGGAUGCGUCACUCCUUGGUCGGUGGCUGCAGCUGGUGAUGCAGUUCUCGCAGAAGCAGCUCACCAAGGAGAUGGACGUCUUCCCUGCACUCGCGGGCGUUGCGUCUCUGAUGAAGCAGCGACUUGGAGAGGCGUUUUGCGCCGGUUCCUGGAGAUCGACUCUUCACCUUGAACUACUCUGGGUCGCGUUUGAUGCCCCUCACACAUCUCCGGCCCAAUGGAGAGCGCCCAGCUGGUCCUGGGCAGCUCUUAAUGGCGAAGUGGAGUACUACAGUUUCAAGCAAUGGGCCGGGUUCCAGCCAGCAGCGGAUAUCCUUCACGUGGAGGCAGAGUGGACCAGUCAGGCGUUCAGUUCUCCUUUACGACCUUCAGCCCACAUGGUUGUUCGGGGCUUUCUUGAGCCAGUGACGUACAAUCCAGAGCCAAAUGAUUGGCGGUUACAGGAUAUUAUUUGCUAUGUUCUGCUCCCAGCGGACCAAACGAUUGCAGCCACAUAUAGUCACAGUUGGGCGGUGUUCGAUCGAAAACCUCCUCCUGUUGAGCGGGUCUUUUGGUGUCUAGGAAUCUGCGUUGAGCGCACUGAUCACCACUAUUGUCUCCUCUUGGAACAGAUAGGAAAUCAGCCAGAUGAAUACAGGCGUAUUGGUUCAGGGCGUCUGGACCUCGCGCCGGCAAAGUUUGGGGGAGGCCAGAUGUCUACCAUAAAGAUCAUCUAG
Molecule: messenger RNA, 2076 nt
Organism: Mytilinidion resinicola
Lineage: Eukaryota; Fungi; Ascomycota; Dothideomycetes; Mytilinidiales; Mytilinidiaceae
Product: HET-domain-containing protein
Exons: 3
Coding region: 1-2076 (691 amino acids)
Source: RefSeq, a predicted model, not a curated record